Molecule: messenger RNA, 1344 nt
Organism: Drosophila subpulchrella
Lineage: Eukaryota; Metazoa; Arthropoda; Insecta; Diptera; Drosophilidae
Product: myosin-2 heavy chain-like
Exons: 7
Coding region: 1-1344 (447 amino acids)
Biological process (GO): actin filament organization; vesicle transport along actin filament
Cellular component (GO): cytoplasm; myosin complex; actin cytoskeleton
Molecular function (GO): microfilament motor activity; ATP binding; actin filament binding
Source: RefSeq, a predicted model, not a curated record
AUGGAGAAUGUGAUCGAAGGGCAGCGCGAGCGAGCGAGAUGUAAUCUUUUGGAGAAAACUGCCGCUCGACACUGCCUCCAGAAAUUAAACUCCCUUUUUGAACAAAAAGCUUUACUUUUUAAUCAGGAACAUGUUUUCAAAUAUCAUAGGUGCAAGCUGGGAGAUCUUUCGCCUCAUGUUUUUGCUUUAGCUGAAGCAGCUUUUACCAGUAUUGUCGAUGACCAUACAAAUCAGGCGUGUGUUAUAUCUGGGGAAUCUGGAGCUGGAAAAACUGAGACAACAAAAUUUAUACUACAGUACUUGUGCACAAUCACUUCAAACAUUUCUUCGUGGAUACAACAGCAGAUCUUGGAGGCUAACACAAUUUUGGAAGCGUUUGGAAAUGCUAGGACCAUAAGAAACGAUAACAGUUCUAGGUUUGGUAAAUUCAUGCAAGUUUGUUUUGACGACUACAACUGUAUAAAAGGAUGCGUUAUUCAAGAUUACCUACUUGAACAGUCUCGGAUAACAUUUCAAAGUGAAGGGGAACGAAACUAUCACAUAAUGUAUCAAUUAGUGGCACAGGGACAGAAAAAUAUUCACAUAGCAAAGGCCUUUAAUCUAAGACCACCUGAUUUUUAUAAAUAUCUGAAUAUAACGAGUACUGAACAAAUAAAUAUAAACCAAGAGUCAAUGAAGUUCGAUGCCGUUACUAUGGCGUUUACGGUUUUACAAAUUCCACAAUUUGUAAUAGAUGGCGUUUUUAAGGUAUUAAGUUCUAUAUUAUGGUUAGGUAAUAUACAGUUUUUGGACAUUGAUGGAGAAGGCUGCGAUUUUUCAAAUUCAGACCAAGAAGCCAUAUCCAAUAUAUCAAACCUUUUGGGACUGAAGCGCUGUGAUUUUGAAAAGGUAUUACUAAUUCGUCAAAUCAAUGUUCGAGGAAAUAUUACAGAAAUUCCAUUAAAAAUAAAAGAGGCUGUGGAAAAUCGACACGCCAUGGCAAAAGCGUUGUACUCGAAAACAUUUACAUGGUUGGUUACGAAAAUAAAUAACUGUACAAACCCAGGCCAAGAUGGAGCUACAUUUCUUGGAGUUCUCGAUAUAUUUGGAUUUGAAAAUUUCUCUCACAACUCAUUUGAGCAACUAUGCAUAAACUAUACCAACGAAAAGCUACACAAAUUUUUUAAUCAUUAUGUGUUUGCCUUAGAACAAUCAAUCAUACCCGUAACUCAGCUUAAGGAAGUGCGAGAGGGAUGGAGACAUGCUUACAACAACUCUAUUUUUUUCUCAAAAGAGAAGACAAAUCAACUAAUCGAGCAGCUCGUACUCGCAAAUACCCAACGUCGCUAUAUGGAUAUGAAGUAA